AUGGAGCAGGAGUCGGCUGGAAUUGAGACGGUGGCAAUCAAAGUGGAAGAGGUCCCAGACUCAGUGCUUGACCAAUGGACCGACGACCAAGAAUCUGCUCUCCUCAGGGCUUGCGUGCAGUGGAAGCCUGCCGGCAUGCAUAAGCACUUCCGAAUGAUCUCAAUACGGAAUCAGCUGCUCAACGAAGGCUUGAUUAACGAGACUGAUGGCCACACGACAGUGACUGGAAUCUGGAAGAAAUUGGGUACGCUCUACGACUUGCCAAGACUGGACGAGCGAGAAGACUCAGUGGUCAACGACAGCCCAGAAGACGAAUCACACAACUAUUUUCGGGAUUUUGAGCUACCUGGAGACGACUUUGAUGCAAUGAUGUGGGAUCGAAGACUGGCGCCGGAUGGUACCUCCAGUCCGGAGAUGUCCAGACGCGAAAGCACCGUGGCAGAUACAGAUGAGCCACGGUCGUCACCCGUGCCGGGAAAGGGUUCUACAAGAGGAAGAGCAGGAGCAAGAAAGAGUGGAAGAUUGUCCAGGCUGCAGAAUGAAGUGGAGACGGAUAGCCGCAGCAAGUCUGCCAGCAUUGCCGAUGAGGAUCACUCAAUGGAAGGUGUGGACGAAGGGGAUGGCGGUGAAGAGAGCGGGAACGGCGAUGAGGAAAGUGAGGAAGAAGAGCAUGACGAAGACGACAAGAAGACUGAGGCUAAGAAGAGUACACGAGGCGGGAAGAGAGGACGAGGUAGUAGACGCGGGAGGCGACGAGGAUGA
Cyphellophora europaea CBS 101466 is the source of this 762-nucleotide messenger RNA. RefSeq lists its product as uncharacterized. Lineage: Eukaryota; Fungi; Ascomycota; Eurotiomycetes; Chaetothyriales; Cyphellophoraceae. The record is from RefSeq and is a predicted model, not a curated record. Gene Ontology annotation, biological process: regulation of transcription by RNA polymerase II. The transcript has a single exon. The coding region runs from base 1 to 762 and encodes 253 amino acids. Gene Ontology annotation, cellular component: nucleus; NuA4 histone acetyltransferase complex.